CGCGUGUUCCAGCGGACUUGAAAUCCCCGCAGAGAGGACGAGGAGUGGUUCGAGGAACGUCAUGGUGUGCGUUUUUACGCACGUUGCGCAACUUUGGCGGCACUUGCUACCGCUUGGUGUGGAUGUGCGCAUCUUUUAAGACGUGCCUUUAAAAAAAAAAAAGGAAAAAAAAACAUAAACAUGAAGACUCAUGGGAUGUAGUAAAUGGAGAGCUGCGUUCAACUUUGGACACCUGAAGGUGCAGUCCAAGCUGUCCGUCUUCUUGACCAUGAUCAUCCUCUUCGUUUACCUUUUUUACUGCCUGAACGGAUUCUGCGAGUCCUCACCCAGACCUGUUUAUGACCAGCGGGCGCGCCGGCAGGACGAACAUGAUCCAAAAGACGCGCCGUCUUUUGUGCGGGAGCAGCUGACGGACGUCGCUGACAGUACGAAUAACAUCUCCAUCGCUAAUAAUUUCGGGAGCAAGAAGUUCCCUCAGACCAUCAUCAUCGGGGUGAAGAAGGGAGGAACAAGAGCUCUUCUGGAGUUCCUGCGCAUCCACCCUGACGUGAGGGCGGUUGGAUCCGAGCCUCACUUCUUUGACCGCUUCUAUGAUAAGGGACUGGACUGGUACAGGAAUCUAAUGCCCCGCACGCUGGAUGGUCAGAUCACCAUGGAGAAGACCCCCAGUUACUUCAUCACAAAGGAAGCCCCCCGUCGCGUCUUCGCCAUGAGCCGCCACACCAAGCUGAUCGUGGUGGUGCGCGACCCCGUGACCAGGGCCGUUUCCGAUUACACCCAAACUGUGUCCAAAUCACCGGGCCUGCCGUCCUUCCGGGACUUGGCCUUUCGCAACGCCACCACGGGGCUCAUCGACACGGCGUGGAGCGCGGUGCGUAUAGGCAUCUACGCCAAACACCUGGAAAACUGGCUGCGCUACUUCCCGCUCUCGCGCUUCCUUUUCGUCAGCGGCGAGCGCCUGGUGACGGACCCGGCGGGCGAGAUGGGCCGCGUCCAGGAUUUCCUGGGACUGAAACGCGUGGUGACGGACAAGCACUUCUACUUCAAUCAGACCAAAGGCUUCCCCUGCCUGAAGAAGCCAGAGGGGAGCAGCAGGCCGCGCUGCCUGGGGAAGUCAAAGGGCAGGCCCCAUCCGCACAUCCCCUCAGACGUCCUGCUCAGACUCAGAGACUUUUACAGACCUUUUAACCUCAAAUUCUAUCAAAUGACGGGUCAGAACUUUGGCUGGGACGACACAGCUUGACACCAAAAUUGUCACAGGCGAGAAGCAAUGUGCAUUACCAAAGUUGUUCUUUUAUCGAAAAGUGCAAAAAUGAGCUUGGGUCAAUUCAGUUCAGCUAUCAAAGUAUAAGCAUUUUAUUUACUUCCUUCAUUUCCUGUACUGUACUUUCACUUUAAAAGAUGCUGUUUUUAAUCAUUAUUUUUGAAAUAAUCAUGCAGUACAUCUACAAAACCAUACCCUCAUUCAAGUGUAUAUUUUAGAGCGCCUUAUUUAUAAAAUAACACAUUGUUGACAUUUUUUCUUGAGACUUUUG
Nerophis lumbriciformis (worm pipefish) is the source of this 1535-nucleotide messenger RNA. RefSeq names its product heparan sulfate glucosamine 3-O-sulfotransferase 6-like. Gene Ontology annotation, molecular function: [heparan sulfate]-glucosamine 3-sulfotransferase activity. The record is from RefSeq and is a predicted model, not a curated record. Lineage: Eukaryota; Metazoa; Chordata; Actinopteri; Syngnathiformes; Syngnathidae.